Cuscuta campestris is the source of this 840-nucleotide messenger RNA. NCBI's taxonomy places the organism in Eukaryota, Viridiplantae, Streptophyta, Magnoliopsida, Solanales, Convolvulaceae. The record is from the annotation of a GenBank genome assembly.
GGACAUGGAUCCAUAACUUAUGGGCCUGGAGCCUCCUAAAUGAUCGCUUCCUUCCCCGGCAGGCCAGGGGAAUCGGGGAGCUAAAAAUGGAAGCAGACGUCGCCGGCGAGUUCCCGUGCUCUUCCAUAGCCGUCGAAUCCGUCCUUCGAAUCGGUACAGCUGGCUUGAUCUGGGGCGGCUUGACCGGCCACCGUGACUCCGGAAAACAAGGCAUCGCUACUCUUGCUCGUGUGCCUUUCAUAGCUAGAUCAGUUGGUCGUUUUGGCUUUCAAUGGGGACUCUUUGCUGCAAUCUUCUCCUUCGCUCAUUGCAGUAUCCAAAGAUAUCGGAGGAGAGCGGAUUUGGUUGGUUUCUUGAUAUACAUAUUUCUCAUACUACACAGCACUAUAUAUUUAUUAAGCAGUAUAUCCCUAGUUCUAGUUUGAAUUCACUUCUAGAACCCAAUGUUUCCAAAACAUGAUUUCCUCCAUCCCUGCCCCUAUAGAUACAGUACAUGUUUAAAUUUCUGCCUUUUGGUUGUUGUGACUAAUUGGGUGUCUUUAUAAGCUCAUGAAUGAGAAUGAGAAGGUCUACAAAUAAAUGUUUGGGUGUGCAGUUUAAUGUGGUGACAGCAAGCGCUGUGGCAGGGACAGUUCUGUGUGGGCCCCGACAAUGGAAGCAGGUUGCUGGAAUCACUGCCCUUGUUUGUCUUUUAAACAGCCAGGGCCGAGAGAAGUAAUGUGAAACACUCAAUAUUUUACUUUAAAUGAAAUCAAAAGUUUAUUUUGGUACAGAUGUAGUACUACUAUACCCCCUCUUUGGUCCAUUCAUGGAACUAUGAAAUGAAAGUAGUGAAUAGUU